AUGACGGCCACCAAAUCUGAUGAGCGGCUGCCGCUGCUGCCAGACACGCCUUCGUACACCGCGACACGGACCGUAGCCUCCUCCUCCUCCUCCUCCUCCUCCUCCUUCUCCGACAAUGCUCUCACACUCAAAGACGCGCCGACGCGCUCCGUCGACGACGACGUGCUGCCCGAGACGUCGACGCUCGGCCGCACGCUGACCUGGAACAGCUCGUACAUUCUCGUCAUGUCGCGCAUCAUUGGCAGCGGCAUCUUUGCCACGCCCGGCGCCAUCCUCCAGUCCGUCGGCAGCCCCGGCGUCGCGCUGCUGCUGUGGGUAGUCGGCGCGCUCGUCACGGCCGCCGGCCUCGCCAUCCUGCUCGAGUACGGCUCGGCGCUGCCGCGGUCCGGCGGCCACAAGGUCUACCUCGAGUACACGUUUCGGCGUCCGCGCUUCCUGGCGUCGACGCUCGUCGCGAUUAAUGCCGUGCUGCUGGGCUUUACCGCCAGCAACUGCGUCAUCUUUAGCCAGUACACGCUCUACGCGGUUGCUGGUCACGAUCAGGCCGGCGGCGAGGCGGCGCAGAAAUAUGUGGCUGUGGGCAUGCUCACGCUGGUGACGGCCAUUCACCUGUUUACGCCGCGGUUUGGCAUCAAGCUGCAAGACUUUCUCGGAUGGGUCAAGAUUGGCAUUGUCAUUUUUAUGAUUUUGUGCGGCGUCUAUGUGGUGGUUUUUCAGCCAGACACGGGCGUACCAACAACACUGGGCAGCAGCGUGUCGCAACAACUUACAUGGCAUCGUCUCUGGGAAGGCAGCAAUUGGAACUGGGGCGUGCUGUGCACGUCGCUGUUCAAGGUCUUUUACUCGUACUCGGGCCUUGAAAACAUAAGCAACGUGCUCAACGAGGUCAAGGACCCGGUGCGGACUCUGCGCUCCGUCACCAGGACAGCCUUGGUCACGGCAUGCAUCAUGUACUUUCUCAUCAACAUUGCCUACUUUCUCGUCGUGCCGCUAGACGAGAUUAAAGGAAGCGGCGAGCUGAUUGCCGCCCUCUUCUUUCAACGCAUAUUCGGAUCUGGUCUUGGCGGUCGAGUACUUCCUCUCUUUGUCGCACUGUCGGCUUUUGGCAACGUGCUCGUGGUAGUCUUUGCCAUGGCACGGUUAAAGCACGAAAUAGCCCGUCAGGGUUUUUUACCAUUUUCCGACUUGCUUUCAUCGACCAAGCCUUUCAACUCGCCCUUUGGUGGACUCAUCGUAAACUAUAUUCCAUCCUUUCUCAUCAUUGUGCUGCCGCCCUCGGGCAGAAUCUACUCCUUCAUCCUCGAGGUGGAAGGCUAUGCAGGGCAGCUGACGGGCCUAGCGAUUGCGGUCGGACUACUCUGGCUGCGGUACAAGCAGCCAGACUUGCAUCGCCCUUACAAGGCAUCACUCCUUGCAGUCACAGUCAAGCUUCUGUUGAGCGUCGCGCUGCUGGUGGCGCCCUUUGUACCGCCCAAAGAAAAAUACACGGGUGGCUUAUUCUACGCCACGUAUGCCAUAGUCGGCAUGUCGACGGUCUUGAUCAGCAUAGUUUACUGGUACGUUUGGACAGUGCUUAUUCCCCGGUGGUGGGGAUACAGCCUUGAGGAAGAGGACGCCAUUCUGCCGGACGGAACGACAAUUACAAAGCUCAUUCAUAAGCCUCUUCAAUAA
Molecule: messenger RNA, 1671 nt
Organism: Beauveria bassiana ARSEF 2860
Lineage: Eukaryota; Fungi; Ascomycota; Sordariomycetes; Hypocreales; Cordycipitaceae
Product: methionine permease
Exons: 2
Coding region: 1-1671 (556 amino acids)
Biological process (GO): amino acid transmembrane transport
Cellular component (GO): membrane
Molecular function (GO): L-amino acid transmembrane transporter activity
Source: RefSeq, a predicted model, not a curated record